Siniperca chuatsi (mandarin fish) is the source of this 5781-nucleotide messenger RNA. RefSeq names its product golgin A7 family, member Bb (gene golga7bb). The record is from RefSeq and is a predicted model, not a curated record. Lineage: Eukaryota; Metazoa; Chordata; Actinopteri; Centrarchiformes; Sinipercidae. Gene Ontology annotation, cellular component: palmitoyltransferase complex. The transcript has 5 exons. Gene Ontology annotation, biological process: protein targeting to membrane; peptidyl-L-cysteine S-palmitoylation. The coding region runs from base 97 to 576 and encodes 159 amino acids.
GUGCCUCCAAGCUCCAUAGACGCGGUGUCCCACACAACACGAGCAAACGGUUGUCGAUUUCCGCACGGGACAGAUCCUGCACCCUCUUACUGCAAUAUGGCGACAGAGUUCCAUAACCUUCAGGAGCUGAGGCACAAUGCAUCGCUGGUAACAAAGGUGUUUAUACAGAGAGACUACAGCGAAGGAACCGUCUGCCGCUUCCAGACCAAGUUCCCCUCAGAGCUUGACAACAGGAUUGAGCGAACCUUGCUUGAGGAGACAGUGAAGAGCCUGAACUCUUACUAUGUGGAGGCCGAGAAAAUUGGAGGUCAGUCAUACCUGGAAGGAUGUCUGGCUUGUGCAACAGCUUAUAUCAUCUUCCUCUGCAUGGAGACACGCUAUGAGAAGGUGCUGAAGAAGAUAUCAGGCUACAUCCAGGAGCAGAAUGAGAAGAUCUACGCUCCUAGAGGUCUGCUACUCACAGACCCCAUAGAGAGAGGAAUGAGGGUUCUAGAAAUCAGCGUGUUUGAAGACCGGGGCUCGGGCAGCUCCAGUCCCAGCAGCAGCAUGUCAUCGGCCGGCAGCAGCGCUCGGUGACUGGAGGUGCAGCGCCAGGCUUACGGGUACCACCACAGGGGCAGCGGAACACUUACCAACAUCCGCAUGCUGAAACAUGAGAGCACAAGGUUCUAAGUAGAGCGGAGAGAAAAAGGCGAGGAGGUGAUCCACAGCUUUCACACUCUCCCUGCCUCCUUGAGAACAGGAGCUGGCUUACACAAACACACUGGAUACGCAACAGAAUAAACACAAGUGCAACAGAACCCACACAUAGGCAGUAGACACAUGUAAAAGCCAACAUCCAGAGUGUCUGUGAGGGAAUAUCCUUCACUCUCCAACAGCUAUCCAAACCAAAAUAAUCAGAAUUUCUUUUGUUCCAUUUUCUUUCAUUCCAUCACGUCUGUUUCCAUGAGUCACACCAUCUCUGUCGUAUGGCAGAUUCAGCAGACUUACCCUUGAUUAGACUGGACGUCAAUGCUUGAUUGUUUUCAGGGGGGUCACUGUCACUAUGUACAUCUGCUGAUGCAUUGGCAGUGCAGUCUUAGGUCUGUGCAGCAGCUCUGAAAUCUGGAAGGAGGAAAACUACCAGCCUCCUGGGAGACCCAAUGUUCUCCGGUCUCGCUGAAUGAUUGCAUUCAUGUCAUGUGGUUGGGGUCAAGCCGCUUUGAAUGCUGGCAAAUUGGGCCUGCUGUGGGGCCGCUUGGUUCUAUGCUCUGUUCACAUGCAUUUGGCUUCAAAAUCAAACAGCUAACAGAGAGCACCUUGGAUUAUUUAUCCUUCUCAUUCACAGCAGUGGAUACUGGUGAUCCACAUCACAGCUGUAGGUCACACUCCUACGCAUGCACACACACACACACACACACACACACACACACACACACACACACACACACACACACACACUCUCUCUCUCUCUCUCUCUCUCUCUCUCCUACACACACACACAUGCAUACAACCGUGCCCAAGUACUCAUUCAGACACAUACUAGCAAGGGGACAUGCACGCACAUUCAUAUACACAAACACACACCUGUGGCUAGUGGCCAUGCGUUCCUGCACACACACAGAUUUUGGCAGACGUGGAGUUAGAGUUGACUUAGCCAGACAAUAUUCUCUGUGGUCUCAGCUCAUUGGGAACGCAAGCAAACCCAGGCUCUGUAAGACCGUGCUAGUUUCCCUGGUAGUAUGUACAUGAAUCCAACACAUUCUCAUCACUGGUCGUCAAACACUGACACUGCUUUGUCACGCCCCUCGGCAUCUCAUACUGACAUACAAAGUACCAUUUAGUGUCUGUAUGAUACGCCUUUUUAACGUUGUGAAACGGUCACUGUUUGGUUAGGUUUAGGCACCAAAAGUACUUGGUUAGGAGUAGGAAAAGAUCAUGGUUUGGAUUAAAAUAAAUACAUUACGUGACUUAAGUUAUGUAACUUAAAACUUUAAAUAAGUCAACGCUGACUUUUGGUUUCACACGGGACACGAACCCUGGAGUCCUGGGUGAAAAUCCUGUGUUUGUUUGACCCCCCAUCCUCCUCGACCUCCUCCCUAUGCAGACUUUUACGCUCUUUAUUCUACAUCACCUGACUUACUAAAGGUUUUCUGACAAAACGUCGGUAUUUGACGACCUGGGACUGAGAACGGGCUAAUGUAUCUGGUGUGUUGGGGUGUGUAUGUGUCUGUGCCAUUAGUCCCAGCCUCACCUAGUGUGAGAUGAAAGCUUGCUGAUCAUUAAGGAGACGUCAAAGAGCAAGGAUAAGUGCACUAAAUGAGAACCAAACACAUCCUGACACAUUUGGUUCUAAGAGAACUGAAAUAGUGUGGGUUGUUAUCACUACAGGUGUUUGAUUUACAUUAACCAGUAUGGGAGUUCAAUACCUGAACCUCUAUCUCUGUCUUCACAGCUCUUAUGUAGAUGCAGAUUAUUUUUAAUUAUACAAAAUGCAAAAUCAGAACAAUGAUCAAAAAAUAUCCAUCUAGAAUGUACUGUAUUUGACAUGCACACAACACCAUUAAGACAGAGAGAGAGAGAUCUUGAUGCAGAUGAAGAUUUUCUCUGUCAUCAAAGUCUUUCAGUUCAUUAGUGCCAUCUGUCAUUUGUCAAUUUUGUAUUAUCAGAAAUAUAGGGAUCACUUUAUAUGUCAUUUUGUCAGUGAAACACAGUUAUAGCUCCCUCUACUGAGGAAAUUUAGAACUUUUGAAAGAAAAAUCACUAAAAAGACACCUUAAUGAAACAUAAUAUUAAUUUAACACAUCUUAUUCACACUACUGCUCUGCUCUGCAGGUACCUUUUGUAAUAGAAUAUAUUCCUUACACAAGACAAUUCAGCCUGAGGAACAUAAAUUCUGUCUCUCUUUGUGGGAAGUAGUGCAUCCUGUCUGACUAACGUAUAUAUGUGUGUGGAGGCUGAUGAGACAAAAGACGAUCAUUAUGUAGCAGAAAUAUGGAUACCAGUAGACAGCACACCCACACAAUGUCUAACAAACCCCCUGAAAAAACUUAAGUCCUGUUUCAGUGUCUGCAUAUUUUAUUUCAGUUGCCACACUUUGUCUUCUUCUUUCUUUUCCCAUUUUCAGUUUUGUUUUCUUUAAACUCGCCACAUAGUUACAGUAGCUAUGAUCAAAACCCUCAGCAGAGCCCCUGCCUUGCAACCAGCCUUGUGAACUUUGACCAGAGCAGUGUCAAGUUGAAGUUAAACGACUCACUGGAAAGUCAUUGUAGAAUUGAAGACGUUUUGCUUCAGUCUAGUGGGUAGUUUAAUUUCAACUCAACAUUUUACUACCUGGAUGAGUGACAAGAACCUAAAAAGACAUUUUACCACAGCAGUUGAGUUCAGUUGUGCUUGUGUUCAGCCUCCUGUGCUUUUUGAUGCCUUCAUGUUUCAUCCCAGUGGAAUGGAUACCCAACCUGGGGCUGAUGGACUGACCAAUUUAAAAAUGACUCAACACUGCCAAUAAGCAUAUAAAGGAGCUCAUUGGACAAUGUAUAAAGACAAAAAACAGUGAUUGUGUAUGAACUGUAUAGGAGAAGAACUGCGCUGUACAUGCUUGUCUAUGAUAAUCCAUGCUGAGUUUGUGAAGUGUUGAAGAAGUGGAUGGAAAUGCCAUAAUGCUAUUUAAUUCCAAAACAUCACUGUUUCCCAGUAUUAGACCCUAAAAACAUUUUUAAUGUUUUGAUAUCGUUUCUAAUUUGGGCAUCAAGUGACAUAGCAGCUAUGAAAGCAUAUCGUCUGUACAGCUGUGAGCUGAUGUGUAGUAUCUUCUGUAAAGUGAAGAUAAUGUUUUGUUUUGUCCGAACAGUGAUUAAAGUGUUGAUAAUGUAGCUUAUGAUAUUGUUAGUAAUAAUAACAAUGUCAGUUAUUAUUGUAGAGGUAAACAGAGGGGUGAUGAUGAUGAUCCUCAGGGGAAAGUGUAAAAUGUGCCAUAUUCAAAGGAUAAAAUUAUUAAAGGAUAGGUUCACAUGUUUAGCCAUGCUAGCUACUUCAGGGAUAGCAGUGUUGGUAUGUCGGUUGGUCCACCACUUUACAGACUGAAAUAUCUCAACAACUAUUGCAUGGGUUGACAUGAAAUUUGGUACAGACAUUCAUGUUCCCCUCAGAAUGAAUUGUAAUAACUUUGAUGAUCCCUCAACUUUUCAUCUAGCACUAUCAUCAGGUCAAAAUUUGGUUUAUGAUGUCCACGGUGCCCAGAGGAUGAAUCCUUCUGACUUUGGUGAUCCCCUGACUUUUCCCCUAGCCCACCUGCAGGUUAAUCUUUUCACAUAUUCACUGAAAUAUCUCUACAUCUAUUUGAUGGAUCAGCACAAAAUUCAUGGUUCCCAGACAAUUUAUCGUAAUGACUUUAGUGAUCCUCUGACUUUUCCUCUAGUGCCACUAUGAGGUUGAUCUUUGUGGUUUUGAAUGAAAUGUCUCAAGAACUAUAGGAUGUAUUACCAUAAAAUGUGGUUCAGACAUUCAUGUUCCCCUCAGAAUUAACUGUAAUACUUUGGUGAUCCCUCAGCUUUUCAUCUGCGCUUUAAUCAGGUCAAAAUUUGGUUCAUGACCAAAUGCCUGCAAAACUAAUGACAUUCCCAUCAGCCUCAGGUGUACUUUGGGUUUACUGUUAAUCAGUAAAUGUUAACAUGCUAAAACCUAAACUAAGAUGGUGAACGUUUUACCUGCUAAACAUUAGCAUGUUAGCAUUGUCAUUGUGAGCAUGUUAGCAUGCUAGCAUGGCUGUAGACUGUUUUACGUAUAUCUUUAAACAAUACCCCUAUCCAAUAUGUACAUUGAAAGAGCAGGAAGAAUUACAGGAGGAAUGUUUACAGCAACCAAUAACUCUUUCAAUGACUCUUUUAAUAAACAUAUGGGCACGUGAGUAGCUUAUUAAGAGAAAAAUCUGAACCUAUCCUUUAAGACUAAGGUGAAAAAGAAGCACAAUAACACAUAAUAUGGCACACAAUAUUAUAAGGUGUUAUGUAGCUUGUUCUUUCAGGAGCGACUUCUUUGAUUAAUGAAGACAACCAAGGGUGUGAAGAUUAUGAUAUUGCAUUAAAUGAAUUCUCAUAAAUAGAUGUGCCAUGAGAUAUAAGUACGUUAUCACAGAGAUUAAACUUUGGGUCCUUAAACCUCUAUCAUGCUGACUAUCAAGAUAACCUCCGUGCCAACACAUGUCUUUGGAAGAGAAGCGUAGAUCUAAAACUUGUGGACCAAGUGAUGAUGUAUAAUCCAUGUCAAUAUGUAAAUUCCCUACAGGUCAUAUAUUUAUCCUGUAUUGUAUCUGAGAGUGCAGCAAGUCCGUUCAGACAUGUGGAGUCAUCAGUAAGCUCAAAAACUGUAUGUAUGUUAUGCUGUUACAAGUGAGAGAUUAUUCAUAGUGCAAUAUGAUGUCUUCCUAAAAAUGUAAAAGAUGAUGUGUAGCAUCUCAGUUCCAGCCUCUUUGAGUUGCUUUGAGUUCUGAGCCGUUCUGUCUCCAUGAGACUAAAACCGCAUUGAUGUUUAAUGCUGCAUGAUGUGUUUGUAAACAAAGCGAGUGCCAGAUGACAAGAACUGAAAUCCCUGAUCAACAAAGUCCCUCUGUUGUGCUGCUAAAGUAGAGGAAUUUAUAUCUUAUCUUGGUGUUAUUUAUGUUUACAUCGGAUUAUUUACAUAUUAAUUGAAAUGGAUUCAUGUAUUUUUAUCUCAAAGCUGAUUAUUAUUCAAAGCCUGGGGAGAAGAGUUUCAACUGUCUCCAAGAGAUGAAUAAAGCGUUUGAUGAAGAUGAUGGAAAGAGAA